GGCGUCAGCGCGUGGCCCAAAGACGACAAAAUCGACCUCCUCGAGGCCCAGAUUCUGGGCCCGGACGGGUCUCCGUACGAGAAGGGCGUGUUCCAGCUGGAGAUUGAGAUUCCUGAAAAGUAUCCGUUUGAGCCGCCCAAAGUCCGCUUCAUCACUCCUAUUUACCACCCAAACAUCGACGAUGCCGGGCGCAUCUGCCUCGACACUCUGAAAAUGCAGCCAAAGGGUUCUUGGCUGCCGUCCGUGAACAUCAGUACGCUGCUGACUACUAUUCGUUUGCUGAUGUCCGAGCCUAACGCGGACGACGGCCUGAUGCCGGAGAUUGCUGACACCUUUAAGCACAACCGCGAGCUGUUCAAUAAGAAGGCGGUGGACAUGACUAUUCAACACGCUCGA
Molecule: messenger RNA, 396 nt
Organism: Phytophthora sojae
Lineage: Eukaryota; Oomycota; Peronosporomycetes; Peronosporales; Peronosporaceae
Exons: 5
Biological process (GO): protein polyubiquitination; DNA damage response
Cellular component (GO): nucleus
Molecular function (GO): ubiquitin conjugating enzyme activity
Source: RefSeq, a predicted model, not a curated record